GAUAUCCAGUCAUGUGACAAGAUGUUUUUGUAAUUUCACUUCCGCCUUCAGUGUUUCUCGCCGUGUCAUGUGGAUAUUGAUUAACUGACUGACUGACAGGCUUCUUUUGGGGUUGAAAUCUCCUUUAGGACGCUUCCAGGUAAAGCCUCUCUCUACCGGAGGUCUGAGGAGCAGGCAGCGCAGCAGAGACUCUCCUUGAGGCCGGUGAGGAGGUGAUGGCGGACGGGGAACGGUCACCGCUGCUGUCCGAGCAGCACGACGGGACCCGGGGCUUCUCUCCGGGCUUCUCUCCGGGCUUCUCUCCGGGGAACAGCAUGCAUGGAUAUCCGUCCAAACCUCCAGGUUUGGCGCCGUUCCCCAGCUCGGUGGCACCAGGUGAGCCUCCGCCGCCCUACUCGCCACAGGGCAGCCCGGACAGCAGCAGCGCUCCGGUCAUCAGCUGCCGGGUCUGUCAGAGCGCCAUAUCUGUGGAGGGCAAGACGCACCAGCACGUGGUGAAGUGCAGCAUCUGCAAUGAGGCUACGCCGAUAAAGAACGCUCCUGUUGGAAAGAAGUACGUCCGCUGUCCGUGUAACUGCCUCCUAAUCUGCAAAGUCACGUCGCAGAGGAUCGCCUGUCCCAGACCGUACUGUAAACGCGUCAUCAACCUGGGACCGGUUCACAUCGGCAGGGAAAGUCCUGAACCGCAGCAUCAGCCCGUCGGCAUCAGGAUCAUCUGUGGACACUGCUCCAAUACAUUCCUGUGGACAGAGUUUUCAGACCGGACCUUGGCCCGAUGUCCACACUGCCGAAAAGUCUCUUCUAUUGGUCGACGGUACCCCAGGAGGAGGAGCCUGCUGUGCUUCCUGCUGUUCGUCGUCCUCGCCGCCUCCACUGCAGGACUUAUGGUUGGUACGUGGAAGCCCGCCCAGCAAUCUAAAGGGAUCUACUUUGCGUGGGUGCUGCUGAUCCUGCUCGCUCUGUUCACCAUGGCGAGAACCAUCUACUGGAGGUGUCUGAAAAUCAGCGAUCCCAUAUCCAACAUCACGUAGAGAGAGAGAGAGAGAGAGAGAAAGGGGGAGGAAAAGGAAGGAAGGAAAGUAGGUAGGUGAGAGGGCUAGUGGAUGAAGAGAGGGAGGGAAAGACAAAAGAUACAGAUGAGACAAAGAGAGAAGAAAAGAUGAAUUUAAGGUAUUAAACUCCACAUUCAUGCUAGAUUGGAUUUACAGCAAAUAUGAGCUGAUAAUUGUUUUCUAUUCACAUCAUAAAUUGGGGACGGUUUGUUUGCAAAGAGGUUGAAUGAAGAAAAAGUUUGAGAUGAAGACGUCAGACAAAGAUGGACAAAAGAAAGAAAGAAAGAGUUUAAAUUAUUUAGUUUUUGACCCGUUAGUUUUCUAUUUUGUUGCACUAAUAUGUUGUUUCAGAUCUUGGUGCUGCUGUCAUGUUCACAACAAUACAAAAUACAAAAUGAUAAGAAAAACUGCGUGUGAUUAGAGAAGGUUGAUAACACUCUUUCACGUCUGUACGGUAAAUAUGCAGCUUCAGCCAGUUAGGAGAGCGGUAUCAAUCUUGUCGUCUAUCUCUCGGCAAGAAAGCGAAUAAAAGUGUUUCCCAAAUCGUCAAAUUAUUCCUUUAACAGAUAUUUCAGCAAUUUAAUUAAAAUUUGAGCUGAUUUAUUUAGUUGAACAGAACGUUGCAUUAAAAUGACUCAAAAAAAUAUCUUAAAAUGUACUAAAAACAUCUCAAUAAUCACAUAAAGUCAAAAUGCACAUAUCAUUUAAAUACAAUUCAUACAAGGAACAACACAUGUAUUUUGGUUUGGGGCAUUUUUCGUUAGAUAACAACAAGAUAACAUGCGUAAUAUGAUGAGGGAAAUGCAAUCAAUAGACGAUGUUACAUGGGGGUGAAUUUAUAAAUCAGUAGCCGGGCAUUAAUUCAGGAUUGAGUGGCAUUAUUUUCUUUAUGUAUUUCUCAAAGUCAGUCAGUGUUCAGAUCAUCUCGCACAUGGAUUUUUGGGGCAUUAACUUUUGUUUUCUUUCUUUAAAAAAUUAUUCAUAUCAAAGAGAAUAACUGAUCUUCUAAACUGGACUGGAAAUGCAGAUUUCAGACUUCAUAUUCCGCUAAACGUUUAACUUAUAAAGUGCCGUUUUACUUGACAGAAAUCAACAUAGAAGCACACACAGAAUGAUUUAUUUAUUUAUCUUCUCUCUUUUUAAUUCACAUCUGUUUUAUUUGACUCAAACUCUGCUGACACACCAGUAAAACUAGUCUCCUUCUCUGUUAAAGUGUAAAUAUAUUCAGUGGGAUGUUGAUUAUUUUGGACUGUACAGAAUUAUUAUCAGAGCUGUCGCUUCCCCCUUGUGGCUGAUCAGUGUAAGUACCCGCUGACUGUGAAACAUGUUGCACUACAUUGUACUGAUGUACUACUACUACUGUAUGUUUUUGUCAAUAUUAUUCCGGUGGAUGGAUUGUUUUGGGGUUUUUUUGUAUAUCGUGAAACAAAGUAAUACUUUUAACAACGUC
Molecule: messenger RNA, 2502 nt
Organism: Sebastes umbrosus (honeycomb rockfish)
Lineage: Eukaryota; Metazoa; Chordata; Actinopteri; Perciformes; Sebastidae
Product: type I phosphatidylinositol 4,5-bisphosphate 4-phosphatase-A-like
Exons: 7
Coding region: 216-1031 (271 amino acids)
Biological process (GO): phosphatidylinositol dephosphorylation
Cellular component (GO): late endosome membrane; lysosomal membrane; plasma membrane
Molecular function (GO): phosphatidylinositol-4,5-bisphosphate 4-phosphatase activity
Source: RefSeq, a predicted model, not a curated record